AUGCGUUACGUUGACCUCCUUGGGUUUCUCUCGCCCGCCCAUUCGUUCCCCUUAAUAACUCAAUUAUCCUUUGUGUUUGGAUUUCUCUUUCUUCUCAGCUUCGAUUUUCUGCUUGACGUCAACUUCUACGACCCAGUGCCGCCGUGGAGCAUGGAUCCCGUAAAUGACACAUUUCUGUUUCAGAAUAAGAUGGUAGUCACAACUUCCCUUUCAUGGAGAGCGAUGGAACUAGUCCUAAAGCCAAUUAAACAACCUAUGAUCAUCAUGCAAAUUAUGGGAGGUAUAAUUCUUGGUCCUUCGUUGGUAGAGCGCACCAGGAUUCCUUCGGUUCUGUUCCCCAUAAGAUCGAAAACGACAUUGGAUACAAUAGCAAGCUUCGGUGUCAUUCUUUUCCACUUUCUGGUGGGAGUGAAGACGGACUUCACCAUGAUAACAAAAUCAGGAAGGACUGCAGUGGCUAUAGGGAUAUCAGUCUUCCUCUCUCCAUACAUCCUGGGUCCGCCCCUCAGCUUGUUUAUCAGGUAUUUUAUCCCCAUGGGGGAAAACUUAGGGACAUUGGUUCCCGUUUUAGCAGCAACACAGUCGGUGAUGAUAUUUCCAGUUGUAUGUUCCCUUUUGUCGGAGCUCAGGUUACUUAAUUCCGACUUUGGCCACCUGGCCAUGUCUUCUUCCAUGAUCCUGGACGUAUGCAAUUGGUUUACCAUGGCCAUCAUUCAUGCCCUGGACGUUGGAAAUGCAGGAUUUGGACGUUUAACUUGGCUAUACUCUGCUUUGUCGUGUGUGGCCAUGGUGGGCUUCAUUUUUCUGGUUUUCCGGCCAACCUUAAUGUGGGUUAGCCGGAACACCCCACAGGGAGAACCAGUGAAGGAGGGGUACAUUGCAUCUAUCCUUAUAACAUUGCUGGUAUCCACCCUCAUAAGCGACACCAUUGGUCAACGUUACCUAUUUGGGCCUUUAAUUUUGGGGAUUGCUGUACCAGUUGGACCUCCUAUAGGCUCCACUUUAGUGGACAGGCUUGACCUCAUCACUACAUGUUUGUUCUUUCCAAUCAACUUCGUUAUCAUCGGAAUGCAGACUAAUGUGCGUAGCAUACACAUGGAGACUAUAGAGAUCAUGUCGCUAGUUGUCCUAGUUAGCUCAUUGGGAAAGAUAGCAGCAGCCAUGGUGCCUUCCCUCUGCUUCAAGGUACCAAUUCGCGAAGCUCUCUUGAUUGGCCUCGUCAUGAAUGUUAAUGGAAUCAUCGAAAUUAUCACCUAUGGCAUCUGGAGGGAUAAAAAGAUAUUAAACGAGGACACCUACUCAGCCCUGAUCAUCUUGGUGUUGUUGGUAACAGGGAGCAUUUCACCCUUAGUGAAAAUCUUGUAUCGCAAACGCUCAAGGAAAUACCUCUCCUGCAAGAGAAGGACCAUCGAACACUCAAAACACGAAACAGAGUUCCGAAUACUUGUGUGCGUCCACAACCAAGACAACGUACCCACCAUUAUCAAUCUCCUGGAAGCCUCAAAUGCCACAAAAGAUAAACCCAUAUUUGUUUUCAUUCUACAACUGGUAGAGUUAGUGGGCCGCUCUACUCCUUUCCUUGUGUCCCAUGUACAACAGAACAAAUCGCUCUCAGCAUCCACCGGACUGAACUCGGAACGUAUCUUAAAUGCUUUCAGUUAUUACGAACAGCAAAACAGAGACCGUGUUAUCCUGCAGCCCUUCAUCGCCAUGUCUCCAUAUGUGUCCAUGCACGAAUACGUAUGUUCAAUGGCUGCCGACAAGAAGACCUCCAUCAUAAUCCUUCCUUUUCACAAGCAAUGGGCGGUUGAUGGCAGGGUUGGGUCGGUGAAGGCUGCGGUCAGGAAUCUUAAUUGUAAUGUGCUCGAUAAGGCCCCCUGCUCUGUUGGCAUCCUUAUAGACCGGGGUGUUCUCAAUGGCUCCAGGUCCGUGCUCUCGUGUUUGUCGUCUUACAAAGUUGCAGUGCUCUUCCUGGGCGGAGCGGAUGAUCGAGAGGCUCUAGCCUAUAGUGCACGUAUGGCUCGACAACGAAGCGUCAGGCUCACCGUGGUUCGGUUCGUAGCCAUCAAUGACAGGAGCAAUACUGACAGGGAGAAGAAAUUCGACGGGGAGGCAUUGAAUGAGUUUAGGCUGAGUAAUAUGGGGAAUGAACGCAUCAUGUACAGGGAGGAGGUGGUGAAAGAUGGGGAGGGAACGGUGAAUGCGAUACUGGGAAUGCGGAAUUCCUAUGAACUAAUGAUCGUGGGAGGACAACGCAAGAAGAAUUCGCCGUUUUUAAUGGGCCUUACCGACUGGAAUGAGUGUCCGGAGUUGGGAACCAUCGGAGACAUGCUCGCCUCUACUGAUUUCGACGGUAAAGUCUCAGUUUUGGUAGUGCAACAACAGGCCAGAGUGGUAGGACUAGGAUUUGUUGGGAACGACGACACCCCCAUUAACGUUAACGCUAGGUCACUCGCUAGAAAUAAGAUGAAGUCGUUCGCUAUUCACGAUGAGACGGAUGAUGAAGAGAAGCAAAGAGUCGCCGCCUGCCACCACCUGCUACCGCCGUCCUCUGCCACCCGCCGCUGCCUCCACCCACCUCUGCAUCCGCCUCAGCCUCCAGCAACGUUGCCGGAGGUAGAGGUGGCGGUGGCAGCAGCGUUGGUGGUUUCUUUGUCCAACGCUACCACCUCUACCUCUGGCAACAUUGCUGGAGAAAGCGACGGACAGCAGCAUACGACAAUGGCAGGUGAUGGUGGACGGUGGCGAACGAUGACUCUAGUGAACAAAUGGCAAGAAGAAUAA
This is a messenger RNA of Nelumbo nucifera (sacred lotus), 2784 nucleotides long. RefSeq names its product cation/H(+) antiporter 15-like. Gene Ontology annotation, cellular component: membrane; endomembrane system. Gene Ontology annotation, biological process: regulation of pH; proton transmembrane transport. NCBI's taxonomy places the organism in Eukaryota, Viridiplantae, Streptophyta, Magnoliopsida, Proteales, Nelumbonaceae. The record is from RefSeq and is a predicted model, not a curated record. Gene Ontology annotation, molecular function: antiporter activity.